This is a messenger RNA of Magnolia sinica, 2546 nucleotides long. Its product is annotated as pentatricopeptide repeat-containing protein At1g07740, mitochondrial. The record is from RefSeq and is a predicted model, not a curated record. The coding region runs from base 206 to 1588 and encodes 460 amino acids. Lineage: Eukaryota; Viridiplantae; Streptophyta; Magnoliopsida; Magnoliales; Magnoliaceae. Gene Ontology annotation, molecular function: protein binding. The transcript has a single exon.
AGUUGUAUAGUAAAGUACGGAAUCUACUAGGGAGUGAGAAAAUCGGCGUUUUGUGAGCUGGUUGCCUCUCGAUGGCACGGACGAAUGAGAAGCUACGGAACAGGAUUUGCCUUUGCCUUCAACACGGACGAUCCGCACUCCGUGUUUGAUUCCACACCUUCCCUCCGCGUCUGAACCAUCGUCCCUCAAGAAACUAAGGGACGAGAUGAUCCACCGAAAAUCAUGGGACAGUAUUCAUCACUCCAUCAAACUAACCCCAUCUCAAUCUUACCUCAAGCUUCCUUCAAACCCCACUCCGCAAACCACCCACCAACGUCCGCAGAAACGUCCCCCAAAGCCCCGUGAGCCCCACCCCUUCCUGACCCAGCUCAAGCAAACCGCCGAUCCAGAUGCAGCCUUACACCUCUUCAACCACCAUGAAAACAUGGGAUUCAGCCACGACUACCCCUCCUACUCCUCCCUCAUCUACAAGCUCGCCCGGGCCCGCCGCUUCGAUGCUGUAGAUCGCCUUCUCGAUCGCAUCAGGGAUGCUGACAUCCGCUGUGGCGAGACCCUGUUCAUCGCUCUCAUCAAGCACUACGGUAAGUCGAAUUCACCCGACGAUGCAGUCGAUCUUUUCCAUAGAAUGCCUACUUUCAAUUGCACUCGCACUCUGCAGUCUUUCAACUCUCUCCUUGACGUUCUCUUCCAGUCCGGCUGCCUUUCAGAUGCUGUUAACUUCUUCCGUCGCUCCUCGGAAUUGGGUUUCCGACCAAAUUCUGUCUCCUUCAAUAUUGUUAUCAAUGGGUAUUGCAAAGCUGGCAUAUUCGAUGAUGCAUGCAAGAUGUUCGAUGAAAUGCUCGAGAGAGGAGUCCAGCCAUCAGUCAUUACUUACAAUAUCUUAAUUGGGUUUCUUUGUAAGAAACAUGAAUUGGAUAAAGCGAUGGAAUUGCUUCAGGAUAUAUUUAGGAAAGGAAAAUAUCCAAAUGCGGUCACAUAUGCAUUGCUGAUGGGUGGUCUGUGUUCAAUGGGGAAGUAUACAGUGGCAAAGAAGAUGAUGUUUGAUAUGGAGUACCGAGGGUGUAAGCCCCGUCCUGUGAAUUUUGGUGUUUUGAUGAGCGAUCGCGGGAAGAGAGGGAAGAUUGAGGAAAUGAGAGAAUUGCUUGCCGAGAUGAAAAGAAGGCGAUAUAAGCCAGAUAUUGUUACAUAUAACAUUUUGAUGAACUACUUGUGUGUGGAAGGCAGAGCUGUGGAGGCUUAUAAGGUCUUGGUUGAAAUGCAGCUUGAAGGGUGCGAGCCAAAUGCAGCUACAUAUAGGAUGAUGGUUGAUGGGUUUUGUCGAGUUGGGGAGUUUGAAAGAGCAUUGAGGGUGUUGAGCGCGAUGCUGGUGAGUGGGCAUUGCCCCCUUACACAAACUUUUAGUAGCUUGGUCGUGGGGUUAUGUGAAGGUGGGAAGGUAAGUGAUGCUUACUUGGUUUUGGAGGAGAUGGUAAAGAGGAAGAUUGGAUUGGAUUUGGCAGGUUGGGGUGGUUUGGUUAGGGCUGUUUGUGAUGGAGAUGGAGGUUGUGUUGGCCUUGUAGGUGAAUUGGCGAUCAUGGAUAGCGAAUGAGCGAAGAUUGAAGGAUUUAGACCAUCGAUCUAACAAAAUCCUCCGUUCAGUUCUCGAACUCUGCAAUAGUCUCCAUAUCACAUUAGAAGAGAUCAAGGGAACCAACCCUGGAAUGAUUUGAAUCCCAACAUGAUUUGUGUGAAUCCCCAUCAAGCCAAAGUCAGAAACAAGUACUUCAAGGAAAAUUGUUGCCUGAUUAUGCAUAAAUAUUGGGGUAUGUUUCUAUGUGCUCUCCAAGCGGCCCAUGUCAGGUAAUAAUGUCAUAAGAAUGAACUUGUGCAUGACAAUUCGCUGAUGUGGAUGGACAACUUCAUAUGGAUGAAAUCCACCGGAUCCAUUAGGUCGGGUGUGCCAUCCCAUGUUUGGCCUUGAUCCUGAACUGAUCCUAAACUCAGGUGAGCUUCACAACAAGACACUGCAAAAUCUUCUGAAAACCUCUAAAUUCAUGCGGUGUGGUCCACUUGAGUGUCAUAAUAACAUGAUUUUUGGAGAGUACCUUAGUCGUGGUUAGAAGUGUCAUAUGAAUGGAUUGGAUGGCAUAUAAUAACCACAGUGAGUUGAUGAGCCCAUACACAACUAAAGGUGGGUGGACUAUCCCUACUUUUCCUCAUGGUUUGCCUAUUCGAGUUUUGAACCAAUCCAGUUUCAUGUUUCUAUGGUGAUCAUGAGGAAGUGCAUCUGAUGGACAACGUGGAUUCCAUUCCCAUGCACAUUCUGCUCAUGUGAUGCUUAAUUACUUGCAGUAAUACCCCUGCAUGACUUCGCUUAGUCAAGCUGGCGUAGUUCAUAGUUGAAAGGACUGCCAAAAUAGACCUCUUACAAGGCAAAAAAAGGAAAAAAAUAAAUAAAAAAAAUUGCAAGUGUCAUGUCAAACACUUUCCACGAGCAAUGCCUCUUGGAACAUAUUAAAAUAAAAUAAAACUGAAGGAUACAUGUUGUAUGUACUACAUUCUAUUUU